Acaulospora morrowiae is the source of this 630-nucleotide messenger RNA. NCBI's taxonomy places the organism in Eukaryota, Fungi, Glomeromycota, Glomeromycetes, Diversisporales, Acaulosporaceae. The record is from the annotation of a GenBank genome assembly.
AUGACAAGUACAUUUUAUGAAAGAUUAUCCGGCGAUUUCGAAAAAAUUUUUGAAGAUAGUGAAAAAUAUGAUGUCGUUAUUGAAGUCGGUGAAUUUCCCAUGAACCAAUCCUAUGCGGCUCAUUCAAUAAUUCUGCGUCAUCGUUGCCCCUCUCUUUAUAAAGAAUUAAAUGAAAUCGCACUAGACACGAAUGAUUUAGCACAAAAAAUUAUAGCACCACAAUUACCUGUUUCUUCAAUAAUAUUACCAGCUCGAAAUCUUACUAUUUCAGAAUUGCCUACACGAGAGGUUGCCGAAAAGUCAAGUGUCAUUAUUCAUGGACACACAGCUCGAGGUCUUACUAUUUCAAAAAUUCCUGUACAAGCAGUUUCUGGAACGUCAAGUGUCGCCACUUAUGAAUACGCAGCUCGAGGUCUUACUAUUUCAGAAUUUCCUAGGGCAAUUAAAAAUCUUUAUAAUAGACAAGGUGGCCCGACAUUUGGUUUAGUUGAUCUUGUUCUGGAGGGAAACUUUAGAACAGCAAGGAGUGGUUAUUGUUUAAGAUAUGAUUAUGAAAAGCCGAUUAGAAGUGUUACAACUCGUUUCUCCGUAAAGGAAUAUGAAGUUUUUCAAAUAGGACCACGUACUUAA